Messenger RNA from Anopheles merus, 3926 nucleotides. RefSeq names its product bis(5'-adenosyl)-triphosphatase ENPP4-like. The coding region runs from base 521 to 2116 and encodes 531 amino acids. NCBI's taxonomy places the organism in Eukaryota, Metazoa, Arthropoda, Insecta, Diptera, Culicidae. The record is from RefSeq and is a predicted model, not a curated record. The transcript has 5 exons.
GUGUAUGUGUGUGUGUGCAUUAUUUCUUCGACAGCAACAACGCGACCAGAAGAAACAGGUGCAUUACCGCAAAAACACACACGCACGAUACAACUUCACCCUUUCAACGGCUGCCAUCAACCUUGUGUACAUCGCGCAACCCUUCCCCCUUCGGUAGCGUUGUGAGUAAAUCGGGCGCAUCAAUCAAAAACCCUCGUCGGCCCUUCGAUGGCACAUGUCGUGGAAAAGGGCAAAAUCAUGUCCGCGUAGAGACUCUGUCUGUCAGCUGUGAUUGUGGAGUACGAGGAAAGGAGGAGGGUUGAGUGAGCGGGAACGGGAUUGUGCAGGUGUGCUACGGAUCAGGUUUGGAGCAGGGAAACGGGAUUACAGCAACGGUCGCAGCGAGUGGAAAACAAAGCGAAAAAACAACAACAGCCUCGAAAUCGCUACGGCGAAAACGAAGCAACACAAACGAAUCUGAAAACACACAGCUACACACAUACACACACACACACGCAAACAUCCUUCCGUAGAGUAGACCAUGGCCACCUCGGUUGUGGUGCUGGAGGUGGUGCAACUGGUGUUGCUGCUGCUCCUGCCCGGGAAAGCGAGCUCCGGCGGGACGGUGGCGGGAUCAGCCGCGGUUAGCGGGUCGGCACAGUCGCCGCCCGUCCUGAUCGUCGUAUCGUACGACGGCUUCCGCACGGAGUAUCUGCAGCGCAACAGUUCCGCCUACAUCAACGAGCUGCGCCGGAACGGCACGACCAGCACGCAUCUGCGGAACGUCUUCCCCACGAAAACCUUCCCGAACCAUCACAGCAUUGCGACCGGCGUCUACCCAAACGUGCACGGCGUGAUGGCGAACGGGUUGUACGAUGCGGUCCAGGGGCCGCUCAACUACUCGUACGAGCUGUUUCACUUCAAUCCAGAGCUGCUACCGAUAUGGGCGCUCAAUCAGUAUGCCGGAGGACAUAGUGGGUGCAUGAUGUGGCCCGGGUCCGACUUUGGGUACGGUUCACGCAACCUCACCUGCAGCCACACGCAACCGUUCAACCUGUCCAUCCCGUGGACCGACCGGCUCGACACGGUGUUCCGGUGGAUACGGGACGCGGAGCGGCCCGCCAAUUUGAUCAUGCUCUACAUCGAGGAGCCGGACUACUACGGCCACAUCUACGGUCCCGAGUCGGACCGGAUCGAGCAGCUGGUGGUGAAGCUGAACGAUUUCACCCGCCAGCUGCACGCGCGUAUCGCCGAGCAGCGGCUGGCGGAGCGCGUUAACGUGGUGCACCUGAGCGACCACGGCAUGGAGUCGGUGAUGCCGAAAAACUUCAUCAACCUGACCUCGCUGGUGUCGGCCGAGCUGCGGUACGAUACGUACGGCUCCACGCCGGUGCUGCAGAUCGUGCCGAAGGUCGAGCAGGACCGAUCGGAGCUGUACCGGCAGCUGCGGCGGGCGGCCGAUGCGGACGGCCGGUUCGAGGUGUACAUGGUGGAGAAUCUGCCCGCCCGGUGGCAGUACAACAAUACGCGCCGCACCGGCCCCAUUACGGCAGUGGCGCAGCUCGGGUACGUGUUCGACGAUAUGUGGCGCACGGUCGAGUACUAUCGGAAGCACUUUGGCGUCGAAGUGACACCCGAUACGCAGUAUGGCAUGCACGGGUACGAUAAUGCGCAGCUCGCCAUGAACUCCAUCUUCUUCACGUACGGUCCAGCGAUACGGGAGCAGCUGACGGUGGAACCGUUCGAUACGGUUGAUCUGUACUAUCUGUUCUGCGAGAUACUGAACCUCGCGCCGCCGAACUAUCUGGCUGGGAACGUGAACCACAUCCAGCACAUACUGCGCAAUGGUUCGCGUGACGACGACGACGACAAUGAUCCGAACGGCGGGGGUUCGUCGGAUGCGACAACACGUGCGGAAACGAUUGCCGUAAUUUUCGCCGGCAGUCUUAUUGCGUCGUUUGCAAUCGUAAGCGUGUUUGCGCUCGGCGUUAUCUACCAGCGGCGGCGACGCGAACACAUGGUGCCUCCGUACCUGUACGAGGAGACGGAAACGUUCAUCGACGAUGGCAACAAGAUGCUGCACACCAGCACCACCAACUCGUCGAUCAAUGGGGACGUUGUGUCAGUGGACGUUUGAAACCCGUGGCCCGUCUCCGUUUGUCUGUCACGAUGGUGAGGGUACGGGAGGUGCCUAGGAAGGUUUGGAACAAUGUUGUGUUUGUUUCUGAAACAUUCCGCUAGAGAAGGUAUUAGCAGAGCGGAGCCAGCGAACAAAUCAAGUCGAAACUGGACGGAAGAGCAAAUUGAUAAGAAAGAGAGGGAGGAAUGUUGCCUUUGUUCUCCCACGGUGGAGUACAACAUGGUUCCGGCGUACGAAUCAACUUCCUCUGGAGCGCCGUGCUGCAGCGGGGUGUCCAGCAUGAAGAACGAUGAAAUUAAGCAUUACAGUUGAAUUUUCAGUGAAUUGAACACACUCGUAGAAAUCGUGUCCGGAUUGGGAUUUGACCCCACACCCACACACCUAACAGCAUAUUGUACAUAAACAUACAGUCUAUAUCUAUAUACAAUUGGGGGGGGGGGGGGGGGCAGAGUCGGAUUCACCAGAAGCGAUCUUUUGAUACUUCAACACCGGUCUCUGUGGAACCGUUUUUUGAACGUUGCUAGAUCAGGACUUUGAAACUGUUUGGGAAAACAAAGAACACUACUACUUAAUGGGGCGCAACAAGUCAGUCGAUUUGAAUUACUCCAAGUGGCCAUACAUACGCCAUAGGUCACAUCAGCCGUCGGCAGUUAGUCAAAAUAUUCUGUGCGAAACUACAGGAAGUGGAAGGUGUAUAUGUGCGGUUUUAAUUUAUGAAUUUUAAUACUACUUAAAGUGGAGGUGGAACCUUUGCUGUGUCGCACAGCUGCAAACGCCAAUCGAGAACAAAAUUCGCUGGUGUGAUAAGAGAUUAGUAGUACUUGAAAAGACAUUGGGAAAGCAGACAGUAGUGAAAAACUUUUCAAUAAGGUGAAAUAGGCGCGUGGGAGGGGAGGAGAGAAGGGGAUGAGAUACAUAUUAUAUUAGGAUGUAAGAAUGUAAAAGGUUUUAGAGGAGCCGCGCAAUGACGGUCCAUCAAUUUGUAGAAAACUUUUUUUUCUUUAACCAUCCAGUAUCCCUUCCCUUGUCCUCCUCUAUUCCACCUGGUCGAGGUGUCUCUACUGAACUUACUUCGUCAGCAGACAACGAAACCAACCGAAUUGUUGUUGAGCAUCGCCGGAGACACUUCCGACAGCUUUAAGGAAAUGUAUCGUUUUUUCUUGAAACAAACAAAAACAAGGGUUAAAGCUAUCUCUAUUGUGAUAUUUUUCUAAUUGCGACUGUGUACAGAAUGAAUGGUAGAUGGUUUCCUGGCCAAUAUAGCGAUGUGUCCACAUAAACAAAAAAAAAAACCUGCACACAUACACACUUAAACAUGCUCUUUGCACUUGUGUGGAUGGGUCAGAUAGACGUGCGCCAGAUUUGUAGGACUUUUACCCUCUCGCCAUGGCCAAACCAAGCUGUACAGGAGAAGAAGGAACGUUAACACGCAAGAGUGAGAAUCGAACAAGGGUGAUGAGAGUAGAAAUGGAAUUACGAUUAGUGAAAUAACUGGAAAUAAUCAUGCGCGCCCAGAUUGAGAAUAGAAACAGAUACAAGCAGAGAGAGGGACAGAGAUACAUACACACACACUCACCAGAUAUACUACACAAUGUGAAUGCCAAAGCCAUAUCUAGUAGGAGUUACUAUGUAGAGAAGAGUUGCCAUCGGGAAGCAAAUGGUCGCUGUCCCACGCUUCCCGCGGGUAAACGGGGCAGAACAGUGGAGGCAGAACAGUUCUUUUACACUUUUUAUUCUUUACCUCUACUUUCAACCCUGCUGAUGCGAUACAGUUUUAUGGAAAUAAAAUUUUAGGAGAAAGAACACA